AUAAGGAUCUCGACCGGGGAAAGAGGAGCAAGCUGUCGCACAGUAGCUAGCGGCGCGCGUUUAUCUCUGUGUUAUCUCAAUUCUCCUUCGCCGUCUAUUAUGGAAGCGAUGUGGAGCUUUUGGCAACUGUUGCUGGCUGUGCCGUUUUUGAUGUUGGGCCUCUACUGUUGCUACAUUAAAGUAGUUCAUGUAAAGUACGAUUACAUCCCCGGCGCCCCAAGGGCGAGUUUUUUCUUUGGUCACUUGCCAAUCUUCUGGAGAACGUUGGAAAACAAGGAACUGAUGCAUGAUCUCUUUCUGAAGUGGGCUGAGAAAUAUGGACCAGUUAUACGUUUUAAUGCUUUUCAUAGAGUCUCAUUACUAAUAUUAAGUCCUGAAGGAGUGAAGGAAUAUCUGAUGUCACCACAGUAUUCAAAGGAUCCAAGGAUAUAUGGCCGACUUUACAGUAUAUUUGGUGUAAGAUUUUUAGGGAAUGGCUUGGCAACCGAUCUUGAUUAUAAUCAUUGGCACAAACAGCGAAGAAUUAUGGAUCCAGCAUUCAGUCGAAAUUACUUGAUUGGUUUGAUGGAGAUUUUUAAUGACCAAGCAGAAGACCUCAUGAAAGUGCUGAAUGAAAAAGCAGAUGGAGAGAUUGAAGUGGAUAUGAUGAACCUGCUCAGACGGUUGACCCUGGACAUCAUUGCAAAGGUGGCAUUUGGCCUGGAACUAAACACUCUACACUCGGACCAAACACCUUUUCCUCAUGCGUUUACCAUGGUCAUGAAGGGGUUGAGCAAGGAACGAAAUCCAUUUUUCCAGUAUCUGCCAAGGAAUAGAAAAGAGAUACAGGAGGUUCGUGAAAGUCUCCGUUUGCUGCGUCACACUGGAAAGGAGUGUAUCUCACAAAGGCGGAAGGCCAUCCAGAAUGAAGAACCUGUCCCAUUAGAUAUUCUCACCCAGAUAUUGAAGAGUGCAGGUAGACAAUUGUUUACUGGAAGAAGCUUAAUAACUAUGCAUUUGUCACUUUGAAUAGAUUAAUAUUUUACAGUCUUUUCAAUUUUCUAGAAGAAGCCACAAUGCAUUGGGCUCACAUUCUAGAAGCUUAUAGGUGCUGUGCCAAAGGUUCCCAAACAAUACCUCUUUGGAAGAAACCCAUUUUAUAGAUGGAUUUGAGAAUUUCUUCUUUGAAGGACAAUUAAUUAACCAAUAGCAGAAAACCUGACAUCCAUGAAAUGCAGCUCAAUUCACUAAGUGAGCCAAACAACAAUGUUCAGACCAAAGGAAAGUUAUAAAGAAAAUUCAAAAUGCAUGAUAGGGGAGAUCACACAAAGAAACAAACCAAUUGAUAUAAAAGAG
Molecule: messenger RNA, 1335 nt
Organism: Notechis scutatus (mainland tiger snake)
Lineage: Eukaryota; Metazoa; Chordata; Lepidosauria; Squamata; Elapidae
Source: RefSeq, a predicted model, not a curated record